CUGUUGGAUACAGAUAUCUGAAUUGCAAAAUGUACACGUGUACAAAUUAAUGAAAUAGACACAAAUCUCAUUUUACAAUAUAAAUUCACUGUUCGGAUUUGUUCCCUUUAUAAACAGAUAAUAUGUUUACAUAUGCAGGCCUUUUCUGCCCUAUGCCACGGGUCCAAAUAUCGGCCCCAUUCCCAAUGCAAAUCUGGUUGUUUUUUGCCCAAAUGAAAACAAAAUUACCAAUGCCAACUUCCAACGAAUUCAAAGUAGAUUUUUUUUCGGCUGCUAAAAAUGCGCAAAGUAACGUUACCUUAAUCCACAAACUAUUAACAUUGGGGAAACCCCGCUUGUUUUGAGCCCGGCUUUGUAUCGAUCAAUACUGGGCGCACUGUGCAGGUAGAAAUUAAUCAUCAAAAUGACGUCUCACAACAGCAAAUAUUACGUUGCCAAAAUAAGAAAAAAAGAAUUUAAAAAUAAGCCAGCAAUUUCAUCCCUUUUCAACAAGCAAAAAGAAAAACAAACAAUUCGGGUGAGCAUGGAUGUAAGAACUGUGGGUUCAUGUUCUGCACCAGUUGCCUGCCCAACAAACUGCCCAUCCCCAAGAUGAACAAUGAAAAGCACAGGGUGUGCAUGAAGUGCUACAACAUACUAACUGGGAAAGUCAAACCUAAAAAAGAGGAUCCAUCAAAAUAUUCACCCCCAGAAAACUACAAAAAGAGAGUAGCGGCCCUUAAAGAAAAGGAAGUAUGUGGUAUUGUCUCCGCCUCACAAGUGCCCAAGCCGCAGGGUGGGGCGCAGGUCAGACCCCCAGGUAUGUCACAGGCAGACUGGGACAUCCAACAGAGGCUUGAGAAGCUGAGAGAAAAAACUCCCACUGAAGUUGCUGCAGGUCAGACCAGUGAGGUAGACAUAGCUGAUAGACUUGCCAAGAUGAAGGGAAUGGACCCAGCCAGAUAUAACAAACAGCCUGUGUAUCAGCCGCCAGACAGACGGACACAGCAGGAGCAGAUGAAUGAACUUCUUGAUGAGAUCUCCAACGAAGUAGAGCUGGACUCCAGACUUCCUGAUCCUGUCUUGGAAAUCUCUGCAAGGCUGGCUCGGUUAAAAGAGCCCAUACCGAAACUGGAAGAAAAGCCAGGGCCAGAUGACAACAACUUGAACAAGCCUUCCACGAGGGAUUCUCAGUCAUUCUCUCAGAACAUUGAGUCAGGAACCGGCCAGACUGGACCUGGAGCAGUUCCUGGUUCCCUGCCCAAGGUAAUUGGUGUGGGAACCAGUGGCAAGACUGAUCCUGUGAAUGAAGUUAGCCCAGAGGAGAUGAGGCAAAUUUUGAAUGCAGCUGCUCAGGAGUUGGAGCAAGAGGCCCAGAGGGCUCUGAAGGGUCUGGAGGAUGACAAGGAGAUCAUGAAGAAGCUACAAGAGGUCAAGGAACGACGCAAACAAAGCUCCACCAACGUCAACAAAGAUGAGAUAAUUGACUCAGAAAGUGACAACGACAAUGAAGACAAUGAUGAAGAGAAUGAGGAGAAGCUGGCUGCAGACUACAUCAGGCGGGCCAUGGAGGAGAACAAACUGGACGAAGCUGCCGCUAAGGACGGGGUGGACAUAUCUGACAGCAGAGCUGAUAAGAAGGAGAGGGCGGGCAGUUUGCGGCAAGAAAAGAAGAGAAAUAAUACUAAUGAAGAGAUAUAUGACCCCGAUGAGCUUCCAUACUGCUCCAUAUGUACCAACGAUGCCAAACUACGCUGUCUAGGUUGUGACUAUGACCUUUUCUGCAGGUCUUGCUUUCGGGAAGCUCACCAGAUUAUCGGGCUGCCUGGCCACAAAAGCAUUGACUACAUUCCGCCAAAAAUUGCAACAUGAUGAUUGAACUUAAAGUCAUACAUAUCAAGCCAGUUUGUGAAACAAAGAACUUGUUUGCUCUCAAAAAUACAUACUGUGUACAUACAAAUUCAAUUCUUGUAUGUACACACAUAUAUGUGCGUACAUUGAUAGGUCAGUUUGCAAUUUGCGAGGGCUCAUACAGAUUUACAUUUUACCUCAAAAGUGUCAUAAAUAAAUACAAAUGAGACAAAAAGGGAUUCUCUCAGAGAGGUGGGUAUGUGUUUCUAAACUAGUUUAUUCUCUUUGUGAUUAUGUUUUAGAGUUAUAACCAUAUAUUUUGACUGUGGAUUAAGCUCUAUUAUUUUAGUAAAAGUGUUAACAAAUUAUUGGCAUUAUUGUAAGCCAGUGGGCAGUUCAUUAUAUGUUUGCAUAAAUUGACCUAUAAAAAUUACAUAAUGAAUUAACGUGUCUUUUAUUAGCAUAAGCAAUAUAAAAUCAAAUGUACCAUUUUAUUUAUAUUUCUUAAAACUGUUAAGGUUCAGAACUGUGUAGUUACAAAUUGUUAAUCAUGACAGACAUUUUUCUUAUAGACUUGUUUCUUUGCGCCAUGUUUGUCACUCAACAAAACAUAACCCACUAUAUUUAUGUUUUAUGAUACUUCUGGGCAUGAUACUGUUUGUAUUGAAUGUUUAUCAAAAUAAUGUUCAUGGAGAGAAUCUCUUAAUUAUAUUACAUAAUUAUAUAUUGCAAUUUGAGUUAGUGAUAAGCAUUGUGAAAUAUGUGUUGCACAAGAACCAGAUAUGGGAGGUCAAAUGUCAAUUUCACAAUUGAAUGUCCACUGUAAAAUUUACAAACUAAUUUGCAAGAAUACGUUUUAUCUUGUCUUUUGUACAGGAUGAAUGGAAUUUCAAUUUACUUGACACAGAAAAAAGGAGGUCUGUUUGUCAAAGGUCAAAUGUAAGAAAGAAAAUCUUCGGACUCUGUUUUGGAUUAUAUCUUUGUCAAAUAUUAGAUAUAUAUAUAUAUGUGUGUACGUUCCUUGGUCUGAGAUUUCUAAUUUAUCCAUUUCCAUAUUCCAUAAUACAUAAUAUUUCCAUUACCUUUUUUAUGAAGUAUUGGCUAUGUUGUAGCAAGCUGAUGAAAUUGCAUUUCGAUGAUAUCAGAUUCCAGAAUAGAAUUGUAUAUUCCCUGUUAGACUAUAGAUCAUGCAUGGGCAUCGUCAUAAAUUGAGAUUGCGUUGUCUAACAGUAAAUAAAAUAAUGUUAUUGUAUACUCCAAACAUAAUUAUGAUAAACUUAUUGUGUAUAAGCCAACUCAUUUUAUCAAAAGUGAAGGCCAAACUUAGAAGUCAAAAGUCUAAUUUGGCAACAAACAGCUUGUUGGUGAUACAAGUUGAGUAACAAGACAAAAUGGAAUGUUGAGGCAUCCAUGCAUUAUGGAAACAGCCAUGUUUAGCCAAGAACUCUAGGUGAAUUGUUAAAAUACUAGGAACAACUAAUAUAUUGUGAUAUGUUGUUUUACAAAAUUAUUUGUGAUUGAUGUUUUUUGUAUAGCCUUAUUUAAAUCUAUGUUAAUCAUAACAUUAUCAUAUAUAAAUGUCUCACUUUUUAUUGUUUAGAUUAUGCUUUAUUUGAAUAUAAUACAUUUGUUAACAUAUGUAAUAAACCUAAAAAACAUGAA
Molecule: messenger RNA, 3492 nt
Organism: Dreissena polymorpha
Lineage: Eukaryota; Metazoa; Mollusca; Bivalvia; Myida; Dreissenidae
Product: abscission/NoCut checkpoint regulator-like
Exons: 11
Coding region: 547-1851 (434 amino acids)
Biological process (GO): mitotic cytokinesis checkpoint signaling; abscission
Cellular component (GO): midbody; centrosome; cleavage furrow
Molecular function (GO): phosphatidylinositol-3-phosphate binding; metal ion binding
Source: RefSeq, a predicted model, not a curated record